This is a messenger RNA of Glycine soja, 720 nucleotides long. RefSeq lists its product as uncharacterized. The record is from RefSeq and is a predicted model, not a curated record. Gene Ontology annotation, molecular function: nucleic acid binding. The transcript has 3 exons. Bases 1 to 720 code for a protein of 239 amino acids. NCBI's taxonomy places the organism in Eukaryota, Viridiplantae, Streptophyta, Magnoliopsida, Fabales, Fabaceae. Gene Ontology annotation, biological process: DNA integration.
AUGGCCAACUUCAAAGCUGCAGGAAUCAUCCCAAAUUUCUACAUGAUGCUUGAUUCUUUAUCUGGGAUGAUCCACACUUGUCCCUUCCCUUCGUCUUUUGGCAAUGAAUAUAUACUAGUGGUUGUUGACUAUGUCUCUAAAUGGGUUGAAGCAGUGGCUACCCCACAUAAUGAUGCUAAGACUGUGAAGGUUUUGAAGCAAUAUAAUGUGACACACAAAGUAGCAUCACCUUAUCACCCCCAAACCAAUGGGCAAGCAGAAGUAUCAAACAGGGAAUUGAAAAAGAUUUUGGAGAAAAUUGUAGCUUCUACAAGAAAGUACUGGUCUAUCAAAUUAAAUGAUGCUUUAUGGGCAUACAGAACAACAUUCAAGACUCUGAUAGGGUUAUCUCCAUUUCAGAUGGUGUAUGGAAAGUCUUGUCAUUUACCAGUGGAGAUGGAAUAUAAAGCAUAUUGGGCCUUGAAGUUUUUGAACUUUGAUGAAACCGCAUCCAGAGAACAAAGGAGGCUACAACUUUUGGAGUUGGAAGAGAUGAGAUUAACUGCUUAUGAAUCUUCAAAGCUGUAUAAAGAAAGGGUUAAAAAGUAUCAUGAUAAAAAGCUGCUUAAGAAGGACUUUCAGCCAGGACAACAGGUGUUGCUUUCCAACUCAAGACUUAAAUUGUUCCUUGGAAAGCUUAAAUCGAAAUGGUCUGGACCAUUUACCAUCAAGAAAGUCUAA